Molecule: messenger RNA, 4634 nt
Organism: Siniperca chuatsi (mandarin fish)
Lineage: Eukaryota; Metazoa; Chordata; Actinopteri; Centrarchiformes; Sinipercidae
Gene: stim2a
Product: tromal interaction molecule 2a
Exons: 12
Coding region: 740-3913 (1057 amino acids)
Biological process (GO): activation of store-operated calcium channel activity; store-operated calcium entry; intracellular calcium ion homeostasis
Cellular component (GO): endoplasmic reticulum; plasma membrane
Molecular function (GO): protein binding; calcium ion binding; calcium channel regulator activity
Source: RefSeq, a predicted model, not a curated record
GAGAGAGAGAGAAGGGGGAGAGGCGGUCACAAUUCCGAGUAAGAACGUCAGAUCUCGGCGUUUGUGUUGGGAAAGGGGUGACAGACGAGAGAACAGAGCAGUGGACAAGUACGAUUAGCAGGCUUAUAAAAAGAGCAGAAGCCGACACAAAACAAUCUCCAAGUGGACACGAGGAACAGAGAAGCAGUCUGCAUCUUUAGCAGGAUUAUGGGCCUAUGUUGUCUUCCCAUUUAAACAUCAUCUGACCUAAAAGGGGUGUUUUUUAUGCGCCCUUAAAAUCGUUUCCUGAGAUCUGCUGUGUGUGGGGUUUUAACACUGGAUUUUAAAAAUGAUGGAUGAGCCUCAGGACUUUUUAUCCUAAGUUUUUAUUACCCAGUAUGGAUUUAUAAUACCAUUAUCUGUCAUUUUGCCGGAAUACCAUUCCCCACUUUUGGAGUAUUUUACGCACAGCCCUCUUGUGUUUGGAUGACUCUGCAAAUCAUUACUGCAAACUUUCUAAAGUGUGUUGUUGUGCUCUUUCAUACAUUUCUGUUAUCCAGCUUGCCUCCUUUCUCAAGUGAAUCAUCAGUAUCACGUCUCGCUUCUGGCUUUACCCGUAAUAGCAACACAGAUCGCUUGACACUUCUUGCAGACUGACACUGGUGCCUCCUGAACUGGGGUCGGUACUGUUUAUGUUCUCUCGCCAUCUGUUUUAAAUAAUUUUCACAACUCUGGACGACAAUAUUAUCUACCAUCUGAAAUGCUGCCUCUGUACCCUCUGUUCCUCCUCGUUUUCCCCGCUGCGCUCUUUGUGGCCGCGCAAGGCUCCGGGGACCUCCAGGGGUUCACCUUCCCCGGUAGGAGCGUAGGUUUCGACCCAACAGACCCCUGCAUGGUGGUAUCUCCACCAUGUAUGAGCGAGGCGGAUCGCUACAGCCUGGAGGCCCUGCGGAGCAUCCAUCAGAUGAUGGACGAUGACCAAGAUGGAGGGAUUGAGGUGGAGGAGAGUGUGGAGUUCAUCAUUGAAGACAUGAAGCAGCAGCAGACCAACAAACACAGCAAUCUGCACAGAGAAGACCAGCACAUAACAAUUGAGGAGCUCUGGAGGGGCUGGAAGUCGUCUGAAGUACAUAAUUGGACUCAAGAUGAGGUGCUUCGCUGGCUGAAAGACUUUGUUGAGUUGCCACAGUAUGAGAGGAACUUUAAAGACUUUAAGGUCAAUGGAAACACACUUCCCAGGAUUGCAGCGAAUGAACCUUCAUUCCUGAGUGGCCACCUAAGAGUUCAGGACCAGAGAGACAAACAGAAGCUCAACAUCAAAGCUCUGGAUGUCGUUCUGUUUGGACCGCCUACACGUCCCCCUCAUAACUACAUGAAGGACCUGCUGCUAAUUGUAUCGGUGGUGAUGGGAGUUGGAGGCUGCUGGUUUGCCCAGGCCCAGAACAAAGCCAGUAAAGUCCACAUAGGCAAGAUGAUGAAAGAUUUGGAAAGUCUGCAGAGUGCUGAACAGAGCCUCAUAGAUCUGCAAGAACAACUGGAGCGAGCCCAGGAAGAAAAACGUAAUGUUGCGGAGGAAAAACAGAACCUUGAGGAGAAGAUGAGGGAUGAGAUCAUGGGGGCGCAGGAGGAGGCUUACCGCCUGCAUGAGCUGAGGCAGGGAGCUGUCAGUGAGCUCAGCCGCCUCCGAUAUGCAGAGGAAGAGCUGGAGCAGGUCCUUGGAGCACUGAAGCAGGCAGAGAUGGACAUGCAUGCUAGCUGGACUGCCUCAGAGGCCCUCCAGCAGUGGCUGCAGCUGACACAUGAGGUAGAGGUCCAGUACUACAAUGUCAAGAAGCAGAGUGCAGUACUACAACUUGCCUCUGCCAAGGAAGAGGCAGAGAAGAUUAAGAAGAAGAGGAGCUCUGUGCUGGGUACUCUCCAUGUCGCCCAUAGCUCCUCUCUAGACCAAGUUGACCACAAGAUCCUGGAGGCAAAAAAUUCCUUGUCUGAAGUAACAGCCUGCUUACGGGAGCGCCUCCAUCGCUGGCAGCAAAUUGAGCGCCUCUGUGGCUUCCCCAUCAUUAGGAAUCCUGGCCUAGCGAACCUCACUGCUCAGCUCUACUCAGACUCAGUUGCCCUUGGGUUGCCCCGAGUGCCCCAGCCAUCUUGUUCAUGCCACAGCUCCGUUCAUGGAUCCAUAGAAGAUCUGUUAGAAGAGUCUGCUUCUCCAGUCUUACCACAGAUGCCAGUUCCACCACUGAAGCGCUCUCCUCGAACAAGGGGAUCCACCAUAUGCCGGUCACGUCGUCCCGGAACCGUCACUCAGCCACCAGUCGCCAUGAUCUCCCCAGACCCCGACCUUCUCAUCCCCAUCCGAGCCCCAUACCCUUGCUUUGAUGAGGAAGAGGGUCUCUUCCUGAAAACUCUGAAGAAACAAGACUCCCAAGAGAUGUUUUCAGACACAGAAUAUAUGACUUCACCUCCUCUCAGCAAAAUGUUCCCUAGUCCCACUGUUGAUGCUUCCUCUCAAAAGCUCUAUCAUGAUGAAACUGAGGUACUUUCAGACAGCUCCAUUACAAAGCCUUUGAGUAAAGAAGUAGAAGCUGUUGUUGAAUCUCCAGUUCGCAAAAUGUCUAUACAAGAGCAUGAAACUUCUGUAGAUGUUUCCUGCAGGAAGCUGGCAAAAGACAAAGUGUUGGAUAAUUCUUUGGAAACCCCUUCUUUGAUGAUGUCCAAAGAAGAGUCUUUGAUAGAGGCUACAUCAAGGAAGAUAUCCAGAGACAGGAGUGAAGUUCCCAUGAAUGUUUCAGUUAGAAAGGGGCUUUCCAAUGAGUUGGAUGCAGAAUUUCCAGCCAGGAGAGUAGAGAGAGAUACAAUAGGGGAUUUGAUGGACACUGCUUCAAGGAAUGUAUACAGAGAACGAAGUGAUUUACCUCUGGAUGUGAGAAAGAUUCUUUGGAAUGAAUUAGAAGCAACAACAGAUGUGGCACCUAGGAAGCUAUCAAGAGAUAUGAUGGGGGCUUCAAUGGACAGUCCCUCAAGAAAGAUGACACGAGAUGAUGUUGAGCGUCCGUUUGACUCAGUAUCCAGAAGGAUUACAAGAGAUUCAAUGGGAAUGUCCCUAGACACAGGUUCUAGAAAGCUUCCAUGGAAUAAAGGGGAAUGCCAGCUUGAUUCCUCUGUGAGGGCAUUAGCAAUGGACAAAAUGGUUGAGAUCACUAGAACACCAUCAAGAAAGAUAUCUAGAGAUGAGCUGGAGUAUUGUACAGAUACUGCUUCCAUAAAGAUGCUACCCAGAGAGAAAUUUGAAGCACUUAUGGAUACUUCGUCCUCUACAGAGAAGCAAGAGUUCGGUUUAGAACUAUCAACAAGUAGGAGGAUACUGAGAGAUGAACUUGAGAUGUCUGCUGGUUCUCUCCGAAGGAGAAUACCAAGAAUGCCAAGAGAUGACAAUGACAGUUCCACAGACACUCCCACAGGAAAAAUCUCCUGGGACAGAGUUGGUGUUCCAAUGGAAAUACCCAAACAAUCAAUACUGAGGGAGGAGUUGGAAGUAUCUGAAUCAAGUUCAUCUCCAGGUCAAAUUGGACAGCCAGACCUUAUGGUAACCUCCCAGGUGCCAUGGAAGUCGUCAUCAGAUGUUUUCACUGCUGGCCCAUUGAGCCAGCUUGUUUAUGAUGGAAUCCUUGAGAAGUCCUGCAACUCCAUGGCUUUGACCCCAACCAGCCUCUCUGUCUCAACACCCAACCUGCCCCAGAGCAGGCUGAUAGCGGUGGAGCCACCAUUGCCACCACCAAGGAUUGCCUUACAAUCUCCUGCAUCAGCCCGUGAGAGUGGAGAUGACAGGCACAAGGAUAAGGAAAAGAGCAAGAAAUCGUUAAAGCUCAAAAAUCUUUUUAAAAAGAAACAUGAGUCAACUCCAGAGAAGCUUCAAAGUGGUCUUCAGAAACUCUGACAAUGAGCUUAGAAUGUUUUCUUUUUGUUUUUACAUUUUAUUAAACCAAAAAAGGGAGUUUGACCUCAUUGAACAUAUCUUUUAGUGAAAAGUUUUUGAAAGCAUAAUCUUACCUAAAACUGGACAUUUUCAGAGCCAGUGGUGUCCAGAAUAACAAAAUGAAUGUAGUAAUGAGUAAGAGAAACAAAUAAUAUAUUGAUGUUUCCAUUCUCUGACUUUGAUACUAAAAGUAAUGGCAUAAUCACUAUAAAUGUAUGAUGUCUAAUGUUGACUGUAAAAAAAAAUGGCAAUACAAUACAGUACAUUUGGACCCAUAAGUCAGUUGCAUAUGUAAGGACAUCAAUAUGACUCUCAGUGGAGAGUAUGAUGAGUUUUUACAUAGCUUAUUUUAUAUAUGAAGCUGAUUUAUUUUCUGUUAGUAAGUCUUAUGUAGACAUAUGGUUGAUACCAUAUAUUAUUUUAGAUGCAGAUUUUUUGGAGUCUUUGCCUAUGGUUAAAGGAUUAGACGAUAUUUAAACUGACGAUGUUCUUCUGCAUAACAGAGGCAAUGCUUGAAUUCAAUUUAAACCUCCAGUGAAGACAUUUACUAGAGAAAAUUAUUGUGUUCUAUUCUGAGAGACAUUUUGUUUAAUUUAGUGUUGUCUCAAUCACUCCCCAUCCCAAUUUGAGUCGCAUGAUAAUGAGUAUGAAACAGAGUCUGAUUAAAGGCCCUGAAAACCUA